AUGGAUGAUGUCCCCAAGGCGCAGCAAUUCCUGGAACCACCGGGGCUAAACAAGUUGGAACUCAGCGAAAGACGGUGCCUGCUUCGAAAAAAUCCCCUACCACGUGCCGUACAAGAGCAUGGUCAUAUUUCUCAUGGUCAGUCCGUCUCUCUUAUGGACCAGGAAUCAAAAGGCUCGGUGGGCGUGUUUUUAUCACCUUCCGGUGUUGAACAGAAGAUAUAUGCCCUAACUGCGUAUCCUGUUCUGCCAUUCAAGACAUCCAACGAAUCGCUUGUGAAAACACCGGCACGACUCGACCUCCUCAGUCAACUCCUUGCCGCUAUCGAGAAUGCAGAUCAUGACCGUGUUGGUGGAUUGCUACGAGGAUGGGAUGAGUCAUGUGGACAAGUGGAGUAUGGCCAUAUCGGUACAACAAUCAAUGGGUGGAAGAGUGACUUUGCGUUGUUCUCUCUUAACGACAAGUGGACCGGGGCAAAUGGUCAGUGGUAUAAGCCUCGAGAACUGGCCGACCUCGUCAUGGAAACCGAAAAACAUCAGUCAAAAUUCCUUGGAACGCAUGGCCUCGUUGGCAACCUCGAUCCACAAGCCGGACAGAUCUGUUACAAGGAUGGUGCAGCAACAGGUCGUACAACGGGAACGAUUGGUCAGACUGAAGCCCUGGUGUAUUUAAAAGAAACGGCAGACAUUGCUCCCCCAGGAACUUCAGACUCAAUUCAGACUCACUUCAGAUUCACUUCAGACUCAAUUCAGGGUUUAAAUUAG
Penicillium verrucosum is the source of this 762-nucleotide messenger RNA. RefSeq lists its product as uncharacterized. Lineage: Eukaryota; Fungi; Ascomycota; Eurotiomycetes; Eurotiales; Aspergillaceae. The transcript has a single exon. Bases 1 to 762 code for a protein of 253 amino acids. The record is from RefSeq and is a predicted model, not a curated record.